Molecule: messenger RNA, 2195 nt
Organism: Arachis duranensis
Lineage: Eukaryota; Viridiplantae; Streptophyta; Magnoliopsida; Fabales; Fabaceae
Product: O-fucosyltransferase 19
Exons: 8
Coding region: 132-1724 (530 amino acids)
Cellular component (GO): cytoplasm
Source: RefSeq, a predicted model, not a curated record
CGUCGUCGUCGUUUCCGCACCACCACCACCACCACCACGCGCUGCACCCAAUCACGCGGUACCUGGUCCACCGCACGCGCCACCUGCCGGUGGAGUCGCUUCUGGUGCGGUUCGAACACGCGUUCCUGUGGAUGCUGGUGACGAUUCAAUCCAUGAGGAGCGGGAGGAAGAUAGGGAGGAAGAUCUUGGUGGCGAUGAUGGUGAUGGUGGUGGUGUCGCUUUUCGUGAAGGUUUCGAUGAUCGGAGGGAUGGUUGAGAUGAACGGAAAGAGCAUCGAGAACGGGCAGUUGAUAUUGCAGAGGUUCAAACACGAUUGGAUAUCAGCGCAGAAGGUUGUUACGGAAACCGACACCACGGAGACUCAAACUUCAAUGCCCAAAAGGGUUCUUGAGAGGAUCGAAAUUCCAGAAAUAUGGAGGAAACCAAAUAGUGACAACUAUUACAAAUGCAUUUCCAGACCCAAGAAUCGACCCAAAUCAAAAAAGACCAAUGGCUAUCUUCUUGUUCAUGCCAAUGGUGGAUUGAAUCAAAUGAGAACUGGGAUAUGUGAUAUGGUUGCCGUGGCAAAAGUAAUGAAUGCCACACUUGUUCUUCCUUCCCUUGAUCAUGAUUCAUUUUGGACUGAUCCAAGUGACUUUAAAGAUAUUUUUGAUUGGAGGCACUUCAUGAAAGUUUUGAAAGACGACAUUGACAUAGUUGAGUAUUUGCCGGUUAAGUAUGCAUCUGUCAAGCCACUUCUCAAGGCCCCAGUUUCUUGGUCAAAGGCUAGUUACUACAGAGGAGAGAUUCUACCACUGUUGAAGCGACACAAGGUCAUACAGUUUACUCACACGGAUUCUAGACUUGCCAACAAUGGCAUUGCUUCCUCAAUUCAGAGGCUUCGAUGCCGUGCCAAUUACGAAGCUCUCAGGUACACAACAGAGAUUGAAGAGCUAGGAAGGACACUGGUGAACAGGCUAAGAACCAAUAAUGAACGAUAUAUUGCCCUUCAUUUAAGAUAUGAGAAAGACAUGCUAGCUUUCACUGGCUGCAGCCACAAUCUAACAGCAGAGGAAGCAGAGGAACUAAGGGUUAUGAGAUAUGAAGUGAAGCAUUGGAAGGAAAAAGAGAUUGAUAGUGUGGAGAAAAGAUUGCUUGGUGGAUGCCCUAUGUCACCAAGGGAGGCAGCCGUUUUCUUGAAGGCAAUGGGGUACCCUUCAUCGACGACAAUCUACAUUGUCGCCGGGCCUAUAUAUGGUAGCAAUAGCAUGGCGGCAUUUAGGGCAGAGUACCCUAAUGUCUUCACUCACUCUACUCUUGCAACUGAGGAGGAGCUGGAGCCUUUCAAGCCAUACCAGAACCGGCUCGCUGCCUUGGAUUAUAUCGUGGCAUUGGAGAGUGAUGUGUUUGUUUACACUUAUGAUGGAAACAUGGCAAAGGCUGUGCAGGGCCAUAGGAGGUUUGAAGGAUUCAGGAAAACUAUCAAUCCUGACAGAUUGAAUUUUGUGAGACUGAUUGAUCAAUUGGAUGAAGGUUCCAUGGAAUGGGAAGCAUUUUCUUCUGAGGUCAAGAACUUGCAUUCUAAUAGGCUAGGUGCUCCUUAUCUUAGACAGGUAGGCGAGUCGCCAAGAAUUGAGGAGAAUUUCUUCGCGAAUCCCUUCCCCGGUUGUGUAUGUAACAAGUCUCAGGAGAUGAUCACUGCACUGAAACUUGAUCAUCGAAUCGGCCUCGACUCGCAAAGAUAGUACACUGGAUUUUUUGAUACGUAGUUAAAAUUGGUUGGGGUUCUUCACAAUGUGUAUUGUGUUAAAAAUGGCACUGUAUUUAAGAAAAGGUUAAAAAAAGGGAAAAGCUCAUUCAUGUUGUUAUGGUGGGAAUGUUGCUUCUUCCUUUGUUUCAAGCCAAGUUUGAUGUGGCUGCUGAAGAAUCUAAAGGGACAUUUGUGUUAGGGUUCUUCUCAUUUCACUAAAAAGUAUGAGUUUCCGUUUUAGAGAAGGAACAGAUAGAAGGUUUUUUGUGUAUAAUCAAUACAAGGCAUAGAUUAAGAUUAUAGUGGGAGAUUGGCAUUUAUGACGAAAUUACCCUCGUGGAAGUGGAGGGGAUUAUAAUGUAUUCAUUGAUUCUUUUUUGAGAAAAACAAUCUCCAAAUGGAGCAUAUAGUUACAAUUCUUCAAGGAUGUAACAUUUGAAACAUAGGAAUUUUUUUUCCCAUUGAA